This is a messenger RNA of Coniophora puteana RWD-64-598 SS2, 1535 nucleotides long. RefSeq names its product cytochrome P450. Gene Ontology annotation, molecular function: oxidoreductase activity, acting on paired donors, with incorporation or reduction of molecular oxygen; monooxygenase activity; iron ion binding. The record is from RefSeq and is a predicted model, not a curated record. NCBI's taxonomy places the organism in Eukaryota, Fungi, Basidiomycota, Agaricomycetes, Boletales, Coniophoraceae. The transcript has 12 exons. Bases 1 to 1488 code for a protein of 495 amino acids.
AUGGAGCCAUCCUCCUCCAGCUUGCCUGCUUAUGCGUUUGCUCUUCCUUUGGUAUUGACUGGUGGACUGGCUCUGCGUUAUCUACGACGGCGAAAUGGUUCAUAUGGGUUGCCACCUGGGCCCAAGGGUAUUCCAUUCUUUGGGAGCGCCUUGAGUGUCAACGCGGAGAAUCCGCUAGAGACCUUUAUGGAUUGGUCUCGUCAGUAUGGGGACAUCAUGCAUUGCCGAAUUUUCAGCAGAGACUUUAUCUUUUUGAACACGGAACGGGCUGCUCAAGAUCUACUUGAGCGGCGUUCUCGAUUGUACUCUGACAGGUCUGGCUUUGAUAGUCUUGAAGACUACGGUGUCCUUCUCAAUACGGGUACCGUCCGAUACGGACCUACAUGGCGCUUCCAUCGAAAACUCUACAGCCAUAUCAUGCGGGAGUCUGUUACACCGAACUUCCACGCAGCUCAAUACCGCAAAGCGUCGGAGCUAUUAUCGUCUUUGUCUACAGAUCCCCCCGAACUCCGUGACAACUUGGACACCUUCAGCGUCGGCAUCGUUUUGAGCAUUUUAUACGGCGACAAUAUCGAGCACCGUCAAGAGCUUGAGAAAGAUAUCGCGAAACUGACCUCUACCUGUGCGGAUCGAUUCAAGAUCGUUGCUUCGGACAUCGUCGUUGCAACCAUCAACGCAUUGCCGUUUAUGAAGUAUGCCCCGGCUUGGUUGUUCGGAGGGAUAUUCAACGCGGCAGAGUCCCGUAAGAUCAAUGAUGCUCUCGUUGACGGACUAUAUGAGAGACUCGUUGUCGCUGAUGCUGUUCAACUUUUGGACCAGCGAACGGAUCAUCUGGACGAAGCUUCCAUCAAACAAUCAAUCAAACACGUCUGCGCUACAUCUUUUCUAGCCGGAAUGGAGACAACAACUUCCGCACUCUUGAUAUUCGUCCUUGCCAUGCUGCAAAAUCCAGAAGUUCAAAGACGUGGUCAAGAGGAAAUUGACCAUGUCGUCGGGAAGGACAGGCUUCCGACGUUCGAGGACAGAGAGUCGAUGCCCUAUCUCGAGGCUGUUAUGCGGGAGACAUUGCGAUGGAGAUCCGUUGUCCCGACUGGCGUUCCUCACUGCCUCACUGAAGACGAUGUCUAUGAAGGUUACUUCUUUCCCAAAGGGUCGGUGGUCAUAGGCCAUACAGGCGCGAUUUCUCACGACGAAAGCCGAUACCCGUCUCCGUCCACCUUCCUGCCGGAACGGUUUAUUCUACCGGACGGCACACUCAACGAUGACACGGUCAGCUAUGCAUUCGGAUUCGGGCGCCGUAUGUGUCCUGGUCGCCACCUCGCCACAUCCUCAGUGUGGAUAGCCAUAGCAUCGAUUCUGGCGAGCUUUCGUAUUGAGCACCCCAAAGACGAGCGGGGGAGGGUACUUCGCAGCGAGCCAAAGUGGGAGGUAGGGCUGACAUGCCAACCACACUUUAAGUGCGAGUUCGUGCCGCGGGAGCAUUCUUAGCUCGUUGAUCAAAUAAAGAAGAAGUCCGAGACAGCAGUGUAAAUUAC